This is a messenger RNA of Pomacea canaliculata, 1192 nucleotides long. Its product is annotated as cysteine-rich PDZ-binding protein-like. The coding region runs from base 103 to 408 and encodes 101 amino acids. The record is from RefSeq and is a predicted model, not a curated record. Gene Ontology annotation, molecular function: microtubule binding; PDZ domain binding. Gene Ontology annotation, cellular component: dendrite. The transcript is spliced from 6 exons. NCBI's taxonomy places the organism in Eukaryota, Metazoa, Mollusca, Gastropoda, Architaenioglossa, Ampullariidae. Gene Ontology annotation, biological process: cytoplasmic microtubule organization.
ACAGACUUAUUAUGAUUUUGUUGUUUCCGUUGACCAUUUUCAUUUUUACGACCUAUUAACUUCCGGCUGAGAAUCACCUUUGGCAUAAACAAGAGGAGAAGAAUGGUUUGCGAAAAGUGUCAAAAGAAACUUGGAAAAGUGAUCACACCAGACCCAUGGAAGUCCGGAGCCAGAAAUACAACUGAGGGUGGAGGUCGAGUGGUUGGUGAAAACAAAGCACUAACAGCCAAAAAGAACAGGUUCAACCCCUAUUCAUCAGGAUCCUUUGAGAAAUGCAGAGUUUGCAAGUCUUCAGUCCAUCAGCCUGGAUCACACUAUUGCCAGGGUUGUGCUUACAAAAAAGGUAUCUGUGCAAUGUGUGGCAAAAAGAUCAUUGAUACUAAGAACUACCGUCAGACCUCUGUUUAACUGAAAAUAUAUUUGUCUUUGAGAUUCUGUUGCUGAUGUCAUUUCAGCCCUAUUCUGCAAUGGGAGAAUGGCAUUCAAAAUUACUGCAUUUUUAAUGGAUAUUUAAUUGUUUAUUACUGAAACAUAUUGUAACAUGUUAAAAUCUUCAGUUUUAAAAAGAAAUGUUUAGUUGGAGAUAAUAGCUGGGGGAGAAUGACAGAUGGCUGAGUGGCAAGUGAUGUUAUACAGUUACUGAUUAGACCAUAUGGUUUUAUACUUAUUGUAACUCUUUGAGGUGAGAAAAGCGCUCUGAUCAGCUAAGUCAGUAAAAUUAACUAUACAUUUGUUACUGUUUUAAACCAUUUUAAAAUUCCAUUGUUUUCUUUAUUAGUAUUGCAACUCUUAACACUUAUUUGCUCCUUAUUCUCCAAUAAACUCAAAAUGGAAACCAAACCUUGAGUGAAAAGGAGAUUGUCUUUGGGAUGUAAAACAUGUUUCUCACAAAGAUGGGAUAAAGGUAAUCGACAUCUGUGCUGUGUAUCAUCAGUCAUAGCACUGAAAAUGAGCAAGCCAUUGGACAAGCUUAGGUACAUUUACUAACAUAAAAUAUCAUUGACCUCAUGCACCUUGUCCAUGUAGUUGUUCAAAUUGCUUUGGACCUCAAAUUAUGACUAGGGAUUGAUAAGCUAACCAAACAGACAUUUUUCAGUCAUGGAUAACUUUUGCUGACAUGACUGAUUAGUGUUGCAAAUAACAAAAAUUGUGCUGAACUUGUAUGGCAAAUAAAAUAUACCUUUGUUCCAAA